This is a messenger RNA of Penaeus chinensis, 4545 nucleotides long. Its product is annotated as hepatoma-derived growth factor-related protein 2-like. The transcript has 14 exons. Gene Ontology annotation, cellular component: nucleus. Lineage: Eukaryota; Metazoa; Arthropoda; Malacostraca; Decapoda; Penaeidae. The record is from RefSeq and is a predicted model, not a curated record. Gene Ontology annotation, biological process: regulation of transcription by RNA polymerase II. Bases 292 to 2097 code for a protein of 601 amino acids. Gene Ontology annotation, molecular function: double-stranded DNA binding; transcription coregulator activity.
CGAGCGUCACUUCGCGUACGUUGUUUACCAUGAUGGCCGCUGGUCCUUCCCGCGAAGUGUGCCGUCACUAACACCGCCUUUUGCAAGCGCACUGAGUCUCGUUGGGCUCUGAAACCCUCCAAGGAUCCGCUAGGAGGAGGAAGAGAGAGGAUCAGGGCGAAGAGUGGCCCGAGGCGAGGUUUAUCAGGCGAGAUAGGAGGACAUUGAAGGUCUUGGCGCGUGAGGACAUCCAUAACUAUUACGUUGAUUUUCUUUUUUUUUGAAAAUUUUCUCGAUAUUCCAACCAAAACAAUGCCCAAAUCCGACGUUUUCAAGGCCGGUGACCCGAUUUUCGCCAAGGUCAAAGGUUACCCGCACUGGCCAGCGAGGAUUGAACCCUAUGAAGAAGAUCCAUCUGGCAAACCAUUAAAAAAGUAUCCAGUCCUGUUUUAUGGGACUUAUGAGACAGCUUUGCUGAAACCAGAUGACCUAUUCCCUUACUCGACCCACGUAGAGAGGUUCGGGAAACCACAGAAGAGGAAGGGUUUCAAUGAAGGCCUGUGGCAGAUAAUUAAUAAUCCAAGUCUAGACCCAAGCAUACCUAUACCACCAGACGUGUCCUCAGCCUCUCUCCCUGGUACCCCGAAAACUCCUGCAGCCAAGCCCGGCAGAAAGUCCCUGAGCUCCACACCAGUAGUGACGACAGAUGUCAAGUCUGAAGAGUCUGAUGAGGACGUAGGAGAUUUAGUUAUCGAUGAGUCUGCAGGGAAAGGUGCAAAACCUGGAAGAAAAAGAAAAAGGCAGGAUUCCGACAUAGCCUCAGAGACACCAGCCAAGAAAGCUGCGUCUUCUGAUGUUAAGAAAACGCCCAAAGAAACUCCAAAGCAAACUCCAAAAGAAAAUAUUAAACAGUCAAAACUUAUAGCUAAAGAAACUCCAAAAGAAACUCCAAAGCAGCAAUCUGGAGAAUCAUUGGAACCCCAAGUUAGUCGAAGUGGGAGGCUAAUAAAGCCUAAAAAGUUCUUAGACGAAGGUGAAGAUGCUUCCCGCCCACCAUCAGCUGCAGCAGGCACACCUUCCACUCCAGUUCCAGUUACAGAAGCUGCAAGUACCCCAUCAAUUACCAAAACUAGCAAUGCAGUCAAAAGUACCCCCAGUGCACCUAUCACCACACCAAGAAAAAGACUCUCCCUCUCCGGGUCAGAGGAAGCUGCGCCAGCAGAGUCACCUGCAGUGCCAGAAGAAAUGCCCACCCCAACAGGCCCACCACCAAAGAAGAGAGGGCGUCCUCCAAAGAAUAGAGACAUAGACAACUCGCCCAAGAAAGCGCCAGCUGCAGCACCUCCAUCCGAGUCUCCUGCCCAAGAAACUACCUCAAAGAUGUCAUCGCCGCCCACUAAGGCUCUGGCUGAUGUCAAACAAGAGAAGAAGUCUCCUAUAAAAGAGUCACGUAGUUCAAAGAAAUCUCAGUUGAAGCAAAAUGAAAUAGAACUUCCCAAAGAGAGUGAUCUAGCAAGUAAGCAGACAUUCCUUAAACUGAAAACGGACUUAGAAUCUGGUACUCUAAAUGCAGAUGAAUUAAAAGAGUUAACAAAGGCUAAUGAGAAAGAAGAAACACACACAGCCAUUAUAGAAGAAAAUAGAAAAUACACAGAAACCUGCAAAGCCAAAACUCUAGAUAUGGAAGCUCAAUUAUUGGAGCUUGAUCAAAAGAUAAGAGAGGCACUAUCUGUUACAAACCCUCGAAAAGAAGAUGCCAAAAAUUAUCUUGAGCGCAUGUCUAAAUUGGUAAUAUCUGGGUUGAUGCUGAAGAAGAAUCCUCAUGUUGUUGAUGCCAUAAAAAAGUGUCGGAGAUACAAAUAUGACGAUGAGGUCCGGCUCAAAGCAGAUCUAGUUUACAGCAGGUUUAAGCUGUUGUUUGUGGUGCCAGAGAGUCAAGAAUGGGACUCCAUGUUUGCCGAAAAGGUGGCAGAAUUUGAUGAUGCCUGCCACAGAUCAGGCAUCACAGAGGAAAGUAAAAUCUCUUUGGUCCGAGAUCCAACCCAUCACAUCGACGGUCCUCAGGAAGAGGCCAGCAAAAGGGGAAAAGAAAACACGAGUCCAUUAACAAAAAGCUGAACGAGAAAGAGAAAGAGUGAGAGAGAGAGAGAAAAUAAAGGCAAAAUGUAUACAGAUCAGCAGGUUUGAGCCCCUAGUUAGUACUUAAGCGAGGCUUCAACUGUGCUGCGCGAUUGGUAUCUUUGGACUCAAAAUGUUGUAUGUGGCUAGAGCUGUAUUUUUGAGGCUUAGAUGAUACUUGGAUAAGGCUACAAAGAUUGACAGAAUUUUUUUUUCCCUUUUUUUUUAUUUUAAUUUUACUUUAACCUUCGGAUUAAUAAUGACCAGAUCAGUAAGCUUAAUCUCUAGACUGUGUGAACUAGAGACUCGAACCUUGACUAGAUCAGUAAGUGUGAGUUUUAGACAUAAGGCAAUUUAAUGAUCAAUCCAUAUGAUAUCAUCUUUUACUUUAAGCCCUGUUUGGUAUGUAUUAUGGUGUAAAGCUGGUUUGUGUGAGCCGUACAUGAUACAUGAGUAAGAGUUACCCCUUCAAGUCAUCACUGUGGCAUUAAGCAGUGCAAGAGAUAUAUUUUGAGCAUUGUGUAUUCUAAGUGUAUUAAAUGCUAGCAUGGCAUGUGUUGGACUAGGCUUUAUUUGCCAAGCAUGUAUAUAAUGUAUAUUUUUGAUAACAUCCAAAGGUAUUCCUGAAAAAAAAAUAAAGUUACAAGACACUGACUGGAAGUGAUGAGCCAGAUAUCAAGCCAUUUGAGAACUUUUUUUUUAUACAUUGGUUAAGUUUUUUAUUUUUAAUUUCUCCAAUGUUUAGAAUUUAUUCUGAUGUGUAAGUCACAUAAGAAAUACCUGGUUUCAUGCAUUUUAUUUAAAUAUAACAUUUUCUUUAUAGGCAACUUUAGCUUCUAAAUUUUUUUUUUUUUUUUUUGAGCAAUUAUUGGAAUUGGAUAUUUUCACACAAAGCAACUGUCUUUAAAAGAAGUGUCUUAAAAGGGUUUACCUUACUGUUGUAGUACCUACGGCUCUAGACCGGGCUUCUUGUGUUUGAACAAUUUUCUGGAUAAAGAAUAAGGAACAGAAACUUGUGUUAUCUAAGGUUCCGUCUAAUCUCUUUAAACUCUUACCAGUAGAAGAGAGGCUAAAGAAAGUAUCUGUAUUAUCCUCAAAUUGAGGUGUUUAUAAAAGUAAGCAUGUCUGGUGAGGCAAUUUGAAGAGGUUUGACCAAAGAAUGAUGAUGGUAGUAAAUGUUUUUGAUGUAAAAAGGACAGUUUCCCAGCUGUAUUGGCUGUGUGCCAGUGCGAAAGGGCAAUUGUUCAUUCGCUGAUUAUUAGGAAGAGGUAAUUCAUUCAUGUGUCCUCAUAUGUUCAUUUAAUUUGUUAAGUGUUAAUAUUUGAUGAUGGAGAAAAUUGUUAUCUUGAAUCAAAUUAUCUUGAGGAUAUUCAUGAUGAUCAGGAAAAAGCAUAAAUUUGACUUGUUUCUCUAGGGAUUCAAUGUUGGUUACCUGAAUUUUGAAGUUGCUAUGAAGUUGAAUAUGACAGGUCAAUGAUGUACAGAGUACAACCAGCAUUUAUUUUCCCCUCACAAGCAGAUGGUUACAGUACUUUGCAGUAAAUUGGGAUGUGCAGAAUUUAAAUUGUAAAUAAGCCUAGUACCCUUUCCACAAACUUAACAAUUAUAUUUUUUAUUCUGCUCUUUUGCAUUGUUAGUAAACUUGGAAUAAGUUUUUCUUAAUUUUGAAAAUGUAGACAACAGGUGCCACAAUUAAUUGGAAUCCCAAAGCAGAUACAUAAAAAAAAAAAACAGUGGCCUUAAAAGAAUAUAUAGCGAUAUGUAUCAAAUCCUGAACUCAGAAAUUCAUUCAAGCCAGAUGCAGAAUAGGGUGAUUCUACAAACUGAAAAAAGAUUCUCAAACCAUAUACUGCUAGCUGGGGUUGUGUAAGAGAGAAAAAAAAAGUGGUUGAUUUAAUUUUGUCAUCCAUUGUCAGCAGGGAGUUGCAUUGACUAAGGAGUGGCAUUCUUGUUCCUGACAAACCACAAAAAUUUAUGUCUAUUACGACAAAACCUCAGUGAGAAAGGGAUGGUUUUUAUUGUCAUUACUAUUACUUUUAAACUAGGUCAUUUUGAUGUUUUUUGACGUUACUUUAGACAUUGAGGAUAAAGUACUUUGAAGUAGUUUUGAAGUUGCUUUUUUUCCAUUGCUCACAUUUUAAUUCUCUGUUGUUGGGAAGACGAUCCAUUAAGACACAGCAGGGAGGGGAAGGGAGUCUGGAAGAGCCGUUGUGGGAGAAACAUCAAGAGCCUAACAGAGACUUUGCAGAUAUUUUUUUCUUUGCUAUUGAAUGGGAUCUUAAUGGACCGUUCACUCCUAAGAGUCACACAUGUUAUGUUAUAUAUCUUGGGUAUCAGUUUGAGCUCUACAUGAGGAAUAUUAGCACUUGACUUGUGAGUACAAAGGUGCAUUAAGUAGUGCUAUUAUCUGUAUGAAUCACUCCCAAAUAAAAUAUGAACCACUAUUGA